AUGGCAGCAUCGAGUUCAUCAGGCAGGAUACCUCAAGGAGAGGUGAUAAUGGAUUUUGCUGACGGAGGACAGUAUAUCAAACAUAAAUUGGAAAACGCAGUGUUAGAAGUUGAAAGACGUAAAAUAACCAAAGAGGAGGGAAUUAAAGCUCAAAAAGCUAUGGAAGCUUUGGAUGUCAAACCUAAUGGAGUAGGGGCAGGUGCGGAUGGUGUGAAAUCUGAAGAUGUCGAUUUCAUCGUCGCUCAGAUAGGAUGUACGAAAGAAGAAGCUACUGAGAAUCUCAAAGCGGAGAAAGGUGAUUUGGUGAAAGCUUUGAUUAAAUCCGUUCAGCCUAGACCUAGAGCUAGGUCGGUAGAUGGUGGUGCGGAGGUAAAGAAGUAA
Messenger RNA from Kwoniella botswanensis, 381 nucleotides. RefSeq lists its product as uncharacterized. The coding region runs from base 1 to 381 and encodes 126 amino acids. The record is from RefSeq and is a predicted model, not a curated record. The transcript is spliced from 4 exons. Lineage: Eukaryota; Fungi; Basidiomycota; Tremellomycetes; Tremellales; Cryptococcaceae.